Messenger RNA from Gorilla gorilla gorilla (western lowland gorilla), 2109 nucleotides. It is a transcript of the gene CCDC28B, whose product is annotated as coiled-coil domain containing 28B. Lineage: Eukaryota; Metazoa; Chordata; Mammalia; Primates; Hominidae. Bases 1001 to 1708 code for a protein of 235 amino acids. Gene Ontology annotation, cellular component: centrosome. The record is from RefSeq and is a predicted model, not a curated record. The transcript has 5 exons.
GCGUGGGAAAUAGAUUCCCGGUCGCCCCAGCCGCUCCUGGGGAGCACAGGCUCCGGCUCCAGUUCUUCUAUCAAGUCCCUAAUUGGGUCAAGCUGCUGCACGGAGAGGCAGAGGAUGCGCUCCUAUCUUCCCUCCCCACACCCGCAGACCCCGUCAGUGCCAGCCAGCUAUGUGCCAGUGUAAAUCCUUAAGCGCCACCCACCCCCCCAACCCCCCCCCAGUCCCAGAAUUCGAAGUUAGGCUCGGUAGCAGCAGCCUGGAAUGAGACCCCCAGAGGAGGGAACCCCAGCCGACCGGAGGCUUGGGGGCGCUGCUGGACCGGGGACCUCGGAGCAGCCCAGCCACAGGCGCAGCCUUUGUCGGAGGCCCAGGCAGCCAGCGGCCAACCACCCAGUCCACCCUGGCUGCAGCUGAAGCCCAGCAGGGACUUUCCGACUGGAAAAAAUGAAGCAGCUGAAAGCACACCCGCGGGACCUAUAGGGAGUCCCUAAUGUUUUCGGUUGGGGGUGGGUGGAAGUGGAGGGAUGCCGGUGUCUAUGUGGGGGAAACCCACAAUGAACCCUGCCCUGUAUGCCGCGGCUUCUCCUACAAUUACCCACACCCUGGGGCUUUCCCAGGCGCCCCCACCUGCACCUUGUCCCCCUCCCAUGCUGACAGGGUUUGUUAGCAUCUGCUUGGGCCACUGAUAAAUAGAAUAGGGUUUAGUUAAGACACCCCUAAUCUUCGGCUGGGCUUCUGCAGCUCACCUCCGUCUUGUCUCCCACUACAUUUCCUCUGCCAGCCCCGCCCCCCAGCCACCGUGACAGGAAGCCCCAGUAGCGCCAAGAUAAUUGUGUCUGGUCCCACCCUUUCAGGAGGGGCCUAGGUUUUCAGGCAGAAGGGGAAUUAGGUUGGGCCUUAGAAGGUCCUUCAAGUGUACAUCCACGAUCCCAGCAGCAGACACUGGCAUCUGGCUCUGCCCCUACUGUAUAGAUGAGGCCUGAGGCCCAGCCAGCGCCCAAUGGAUGACAAAAAGAAGAAACGGAGUCCCAAGCCCUGCCUGGCCCAGCCAGCCCAGGCCCCAGGCACACUACGGAGGGUCCCUGUGCCUACCAGCCACAGCGGCUCCUUGGCCCUAGGACUUCCUCAUCUGCCAUCCCCCAAGCAGCGGGCCAAGUUCAAAAGAGUAGGCAAAGAGAAGUGCCGCCCAGUCCUGGCUGGAGGUGGAAGCGGCUCUGCAGGCACACCCCUGCAGCACUCCUUCCUGACCGAGGUGACUGAUGUCUAUGAGAUGGAGGGGGGACUCCUGAACCUGCUCAAUGAUUUCCACUCCGGCCGGCUGCAGGCCUUCGGGAAGGAAUGCUCGUUUGAGCAGCUGGAGCACGUUCGGGAGAUGCAGGAGAAGCUAGCCCGGCUGCACUUCAGCCUGGAUGUGUGUGGGGAGGAGGAGGACGAUGAAGAGGAAGAGGAUGGGGUCACUGAGGGGCUGCCAGAGGAGCAGAAGAAGACAAUGGCUGACCGUAACCUGGACCAGCUGCUUAGCAAUCUGGAAGACCUCAGUAAUUCUAUGUAUCCUUUCCAAGGAACCCGUCUAUGUGUGUGUGUUCCUGAGAGGUCAGUUUCCUCCUCUCCAGCCCUCCAGGAGUAUUCACACACAACCAACUUCCCCACCUCUUGCAGUCCUGUCAGAUUUAGCCACAGACUGCCCAAACCAGGUACAGGAAUUUAGAAUUUCCCCAAAAUUAGAAGAAAAGUGGUUGUAGGGGAUGUUUUACUACUGAUCAAAAUCUUUGUGAGUACUUUAGCUGACAUCAAUCAUAGCAAAGCUUGUCCGAUGUCCUCCUAUCCUUUCAGCAUUGAACAAUUAUUUUUACUAAUUUACACUACCACCUCACCUGGUCCUCAGUCAGAAACAGCGCGAGUGCGCGCGCACACACCCCAGUGUGUCUGACCUGCACGAUCUGGAUGAAGAGAGAGUGGGUGAGAGAGGGCAGGCGGGGACUGCAACCUCAGUCCACAGACGGCCCGAGACCCUCGUCCCCGGCCCUUUGCACAGGUGAGGGAACUAAACCUGUGCAAGAUGGGAGACCAGGGUGGGAGGAAGGACUGGUCCAAAGCGCCACGAUCCUU